AUGAAAAAAAAGGGAGAGAAGAGGGAGAAUUGGGGUCGAGGACGGCGGUGGAGGAGGGCGACGGAGCGUCGGGAGGUUGCUGGCGUUGGUGAUGGUGAUGGUGAUGUUGUUGUUGUUGGUUUUCUUUUAUGCAGGAGAAAGAAAAGGAAGAAAAAUAAAAAGGAGAAAGAGAGGAAAAGAGGAAAAGUAAGCUUUUGGGCCUCCCCUUUGUGGGAGGGCUUAGUCAGCAGUGCCAUCAAGCAAGCCAAAGCAAAGCAAGAAAGCAAGAAAGCAAGAAAGCAAGAAGAAGAAGAAGAAGAAGAAAGCAGCUUUUCUUUCGGGCGUUGCAGAGAGAAGAUCAAACAAUGGAUGUAG
Messenger RNA from Trichophyton benhamiae CBS 112371, 354 nucleotides. RefSeq lists its product as uncharacterized. The record is from RefSeq and is a predicted model, not a curated record. The coding region runs from base 1 to 354 and encodes 117 amino acids. Lineage: Eukaryota; Fungi; Ascomycota; Eurotiomycetes; Onygenales; Arthrodermataceae. The transcript has 2 exons.